CAAGCACUAUGCCCUCACUCUACUGUUCAGAGAUAGAGAGAGAAAGACACAGACAGAGAAGAGAGAGAGAGAGCAGAGAUAUCGCCUUGCUCUGCCCUGCCCUGCCCUGCUCCUGUCUGUCACUCAAGCACCAGAUUUAAAUCCACGUUCUAGAGAGAGAAACAGAAACCCCUUCAUCACUCACUCCCCCCUUCACCCUCUCACCCUCUCUCUCUCUCUUUCUCUCUCUCUGCAAAGCAUUUUCAGCUCAGAUCUACUCUCUCUCUUUCUCAGCUCAGCAUCCCCACGGCGGUCUGAUCCUUUGGAUGUGAGCUGGGAGCAGGGGGACUACAGUUCGGGACACCGCAUUCACCAGAUCGGCCCAUGGCGGAGUUCCCCGGCGACGGCGGUGGCGGCUUCUCGGAGGCGACCCCGCCGCUAACUGUCUCGGCCUCCUUCAAGGAGGGCAGGAGCUCAUCCCGGCGGAGGGCCUCGGUCCGGCCCAGCUUCGACGCCGACAAUGAGUUCAUCACGCUGCUUCAUGGCUCGGAUCCCGUCAAGGUCGAGCUCAAUCGGCUCGAGAAUGAAGUCAGAGAUAAGGACAGGGAGCUGGGGGAGGCGCAGGCGGAGAUCAAGGCCUUGAAGUUGUCCGAGCGGCUUAAGGAGAAGGCGGUUGAAGAGCACACAGAAGAACUGUCAAGGAUGGAAGAAAAGCUCAAGUUGACAGAGAAGCUUCUGGAAAGCAAAAAUCUUGAAAUAAAAAAAAUCAAUGAUGAGAAGAAGGCCUCGAUGGCAGCUCAAUUUGCUGCUGAAGCCACUCUUCGAAGGGUUCAUGCUGCACAGAAGGAUGAUGACAUGCCUCCAAUUGAAGCCAUUCUCGCUCCGCUAGAGGCUGAACUCAAGCUUGCAAAGCAGGAGAUUGCUAAGCUUCAAGAUGAUAAUAAAGCGUUAGAUCGACUAACAAAAUCCAAGGAAGCAGCUCUACUAGAGGCUGAGAGGACUGUUCAGGUUGCAUUAGCCAAGGCGUCUAUGGUAGAUGAUCUCCAAAAUAAGAAUCAAGAAUUGAUGAAGCAGAUUGAGAUUUGCCAGGAAGAAAACAAAAUCUUGGAUAAGUUGCACAGGCAGAAAGUUGCUGAGGUUGAGAAGCUCACGCAGACAGUACGAGAACUUGAAGAGGCUGUUCUUGCUGGUGGUGCUGCUGCAAAUGCUGUGCGGGAUUAUCAGCGGAAAGUUCAAGAAAUGAAUGAGGAAAGAAAGACACUUGAUAGAGAGUUGGCUCGAGCAAAGGUCACUGCAAAUAGAGUGGCUACUGUUGUGGCAAAUGAAUGGAAAGAUUCUAAUGACAAAGUAAUGCCUGUGAAACAGUGGCUUGAGGAGCGAAGAUUCUUGCAGGGAGAAAUGCAGCAGUUUAGAGACAAACUCGCUAUAGCUGAGAGAGCUGCGAGAUCUGAAGCUAUGUUAAAGGAAAGAUAUCACAUGAGGCUCAAGGUAAUAGAAGAGACUGUUAGAGGAAAUUCAGGCAGCAAUAACCGCAACACAUUGGAAAGAAGCAUGAGCAAUGGCCCUUCUCGUCGUCAGUCCCUAGGUGGAGCUGAUAACAUCUCUAGACUUACAGCUAGUGGACUUUUAUCCAGGAAAACAUCUGCAUCUCAGUCAAAAUCUUUCUCCUCUGGAACUAGUACAGUGUUAAAACAUGCUAAAGGAACAUCGAGAUCAUUUGAUGGGGGCACAAGGUCUCUAGACAGGGGUAAGAUUCUUCCAAAUGGAACUGGCUCAAACUAUUCCCCUAACCAAUCCUGUGAUGCAACCAAGGAGCAGGAGGAUAGUAACUUCUCAAAAGGAAAUUCUGAUGAUAAACCAAAUGAAUUCACUCCAACGGAAACUGAAGAUACUGUUCCUGGGGUUUUAUAUGAUAUACUACAAAAAGAAGUUGUUGCUUUAAGGAAAGCUGGCCAUGAAAAGGAUCAGAGUCUUAAAGACAAGGAUGAUGCAAUCGAGAUGCUUGCUAAAAAAGUAGAUACUCUAACUAAGGCGAUGGAAGUCGAAGCUAAGAAGAUGAGAAGAGAAGUAGCUGCAAUGGAGAAGGAGGUUGCAGCAAUGCGUGUGGAGAAGGAACAUGAUAGUAGAUCCAAACGAUUUAGUAGCUCAAAAACUUCUAUCAGCAAUUCUCAGCUGCUAAGUGGAAGAAAUGUUGCUCGAGCUGGGUUAACACGGAGCACCCAAUGACCAGAAACCCUCAAUUGCAUACUAGAGCUCUUGAAGGAUCAGAUCUUGCAUAGGCCAUGGUUGUGAGUCCCCGAGAAUCUUGUCCUCUCUUUUGUGUUGAAAUGACUCAACCUAUCCCACGGUUGCUUAUAAACAAGAUUUGUAAUCUUAAAAAAUGGCCUUCUUAAUGCCGUUGUCUUCAUAGAGUUGCUGGGGAAGUCAGUUAAAACAGAACAAAACAAAGAUAUCAGUAAAUGUGGUCCUUCUUCUGCCUUAGGCUUGUUAAAUUCUGAUCCGCCACCUGCUUAGAGAUCAAGGAGGAAAAGCGAAAGAAGAAGGCACUGACGUCGGGCUAACCAUUUUCUUCUUUCUUUUUUACUGUAUCAGCUUUCCGAGUGGGACAGUGGUUGCGUUGUUGUAUAGCUAGUAGCUUAUUGGGUUUUCAUUUGGCUGGGGGUCUUUCUCUUCUUGAUCUAAGUUUCUCACUUUUGGGCAGUUUGUAUGUGUAAUUUCUGCAGCCACUGUGAUAUCGUGGGGUCCUUACGAUUUUUAUUUGUCAAUAUUCAUGUAAUCAGAUCAGAUGAUGAUGCUUCUUAACAGUUUGUGGUGUUUAUUUUCUAUCUAUAGCUCUCAUGGGUGUCUUACUAGUC
Punica granatum (pomegranate) is the source of this 2834-nucleotide messenger RNA. The record is from RefSeq and is a predicted model, not a curated record. NCBI's taxonomy places the organism in Eukaryota, Viridiplantae, Streptophyta, Magnoliopsida, Myrtales, Lythraceae.